AUGCCGCCAUUCAUGUCACGAAUCAUGCGCCUGUUCUCUACCACCCCAUCUCUCUCCCUGACUCCAGAAGUUCUCGCAGCCCGGGGCUUCCCGGAAAAUGCGCAAGAAGCUACAUUCGCUGCUGGCUGCUUCUGGGGUGUGGAACACCUGUUCCGGAAGAAGUUUGGCGGCGGGAAGGGGCUCUUGGAUGCAAGAGUCGGAUAUUGCGGUGGUGAGUCGAGAAGCCCGAGCUAUCGGAGCGUCUGCAGUGGGACUACGGGUCAUGCCGAAGCUCUAAGGAUCAUCUUUGACCCUUCCAUUGUUACAUAUCGUCAACUGGUCGAAUUCUUCUACCGCAUGCAUGAUCCUACAACUCUUAACCGACAAGGCCAGGAUGUGGGGACACAGUAUCGAAGCGCGAUAUUUACGCACAGUGAAGAACAGCAAAAAAUUGCCAAGCUGGUUACUGAGAAGGUGGCUACGGAAUGGUGGAAACGGCCAGUCAAGACGUUGGUUGUUCCGGCUGGUCAAUGGUGGGAUGCGGAAGAAUACCACCAGCUGUAUUUGGAUAAAAAUCCCGGUGGAUAUGAGUGCCCCAUGCAGUAA
Messenger RNA from Paracoccidioides brasiliensis Pb18, 585 nucleotides. RefSeq names its product peptide-methionine (S)-S-oxide reductase. The record is from RefSeq and is a predicted model, not a curated record. The transcript is spliced from 2 exons. Gene Ontology annotation, molecular function: peptide-methionine (S)-S-oxide reductase activity. The coding region runs from base 1 to 585 and encodes 194 amino acids.